UCAGUUCGUCGAUCCGAAACCGAAAUCGUUUGAUCAUUCCGCUCCACAAAAAGUAAAAGUCAGCUCUAACAUAAUAGUAACCCGCUUCCAAAAAUAUAACAAGCAAAUCUAAUAAUAGGGAGAAAGAUGAUGAAUCGGAGCUUGCGACUGCUUAUUUUAGCCUUGACGGCCGUGGGCUUGGGCUCAGGCUUUACCCCGCUUUCUUCUGGAGUGAAACGACCUUCUGUGGGCUGUGCUGCAUCCACAUCAUCCUCUCAAGAAGAAGAACUGGAAACCAAGUUUCGAGAGAUUGCCACCAAGUUUCGACUGAGUGCUCUUCACAGUGGCUAUGAGUCCAAAGACGCCAAAUAUGGUGUGGAGAAUGUUCGUGCCGCCAUUCCCAUUGAUCCCAGUUUGGGUCUGGAGCUUUUACAAGUGGCUGGUGAUGGGCGCGGUCGCGGGUUGGUUUUGGUCAGUGGGGUGGGUGGGAAUGCGGCUCAAUUUACAUCCAUUGCCGUAGGAGACUCCAUUGUGGGGGUUUCCUGUGGCGAUGACUAUCGACAAAGUGUCACUGGUCUGGAUUACGAUUCUACCAUGGAUGUCAUUAUCCAAGCCAAGACUCAUGCCGAGCUCCUGAACAUUCCAGAAAUUCAUCUCCAGCUGAAUCGAUUGGUAGCACGAGCUCCCGUCCAAAUUCUUUUGGAACGCAACAGUGGUGGUAGUAACUCCGUAAAGACCAUUGACGGUUUGGCAGGAGACAAUCUGCGUCUUGUAUUGAUGAAUCAAGACGUAGAUGUAAAUCGAGGAGGUUCCCACUGUGGCGGUGGUGGAAGUUGCGGCACUUGCAUGGUACGAGUCCUUCAAGGAGAGCAGUUUUUGGACGACAUGACAGGAAAGAAAGAGGACGACAACCUGAGAAAAGCUUGUCAGACAAUCCUUGGCGCCGACAAUCAAGAAUGCACCGUCAGGAUAGAGCUGCCGUGAGCUCAUAUCAUGUAAGGUGCAGGGCCAAGCAGGCUGUCUGUAGUCAAAAGCAACACCUGGUAACUAUAGCUAGCCGCUGGUAGUCAUAGGAAUCAAAUUCUAUCU
Molecule: messenger RNA, 1068 nt
Organism: Seminavis robusta
Lineage: Eukaryota; Bacillariophyta; Bacillariophyceae; Naviculales; Naviculaceae
Source: the annotation of a GenBank genome assembly